AAAACUUUGACGGGACCAGGACUGCGCGGUCUCGGCCUGCCAUACUUGUCACGUCAUUGCAACCUCCAUCACCCUGCCCUGCCCUGCCCUACCCUGUCCUAUCCUGUCUUGUCUUAUCCCCAUUCCACAGCACUUUCUCUGCUGCUCCCCCAGGCACACCCGCCCAUCGCCACCAUGGCUUGGUACGAUCAGGACAGCUGGCUGACGGCAGCCUUUGCGCCACACCCCACGACCAUAAUCGUCACGCUUCUCGUCGCCCUGUUGCUACCAAUACUAGUGCAUAGCUUUCUCUACAGAAAAGCUGCGGCUGCUGCCCAGCUGCCCACCUUCCUGCUCGUCGGCCCGAGCGGAAGCGGUAAAACGGCUUUUGCGACUCUGGCUGAACGGAGUGCCUCGACCCAGACACACACAUCGACGACCCCCCUGAGCGUCUCCGCCCUGCUCCCAAGCCCCCACACCCCCGCAUCCUCGCACUACCGUUCCCCAGGCGACCCAGCCUACGAACGCUCGCGCAACUUCCGCCUCCUCGACACCCCCGGUCACGGCAAACUGCGCCACCACGCCACCUCGCAACUUGCAGACCCAAAGAACAUCCGCGCCAUCAUCUUCAUGCUCGACGCCGCACAGCUAGCUGACGAAGCUGGUCUCACCGAGGCGGCAGAGUACCUCCACGACGUGCUUCUUUCUCUGCAAAAACGAUACACGAACGCUACAUCGAGCAAAGGGCCCAAGGAAAUCCCCGUGCUUAUUGCAGCGAAUAAAAUGGACCUUUUUACCGCGUUACCGGAGCAUCUGGUUAGAAAUUCGCUUGAAAAGGCUAUUACUGAGAUUAGGAAUAAUAGGGCUAAGGCGCUGAGGGAUGGUGGGGCUGCGCUGAGUGGAGGCGAGGAUGAGGUAGAUGAGGAGAAGGAGUGGCUUGGCGAAGGGGGCGAGGGCGCGUUUAGCUUUGAGCAAAUGGGGGAGAGUAGGACGAGUAUCGAGGUUGUGGGCGGGAAUGUGGUGGGUGGCAAGUCGGGGCCUGGGUUGGAUGGGUGGUGGAAGUGGAUCGCGGAGCAGCUUUGAGCAUUUCAUAUAUUUUUUUGAGAUGUGUGAAAGGAGAUGGGAUUGGGAGGGGUUUUUGCAAUGCGGAGCGUUGAGUAUGCGUUCAUGUAUGUGUAUAUAGAUGGUUAGUUAAUACUGUUAAUUUUCAUCUUCUAGGUGGAUUUACCACUUUUUUUUGCAAGCAGGAAAAAGGCAUUGUUCAAUAUUACUACAAGGUUGCGGAUGUUCCCU
Bipolaris sorokiniana ND90Pr is the source of this 1272-nucleotide messenger RNA. RefSeq lists its product as uncharacterized. Lineage: Eukaryota; Fungi; Ascomycota; Dothideomycetes; Pleosporales; Pleosporaceae. The record is from RefSeq and is a predicted model, not a curated record. The coding region runs from base 175 to 1062 and encodes 295 amino acids. The transcript is spliced from 2 exons.